Molecule: messenger RNA, 5484 nt
Organism: Macrobrachium nipponense
Lineage: Eukaryota; Metazoa; Arthropoda; Malacostraca; Decapoda; Palaemonidae
Exons: 3
Coding region: 64-1455 (463 amino acids)
Source: RefSeq, a predicted model, not a curated record
GAGAGGAGGAGGUCUCUCCCUCCAGAACUCUCUCAGUCGGGAGCCGAUCUUCCUAGCGGUAACAUGUGGGCGCCUAUGGUUACUGUAUUGCUGGGGGUGUUGGACAGCGCUCUGGCCGGCCAGAUUCUAAGUUACGAGGAGGCGCAGCAUUCCAGGAGCGAGGCUGGCGUUCCAGGCACCAAUGUCACUGGAAAAUGGAGCUGGGUGGACAGCCGAGGACAACAGCAUCACGUGUGGUACAUAGCAGAUACUGGUGGAUUCAGAGCAUUCGGUGACCUCGUACCUUCCGACCGUCAACAGCCAUCUUUCCUUGAAAUCGGCACUCCUGUGAUAGGCGGGCGUCCUGGGCUUUCCUCAUCAGGUGAAGAUCCAGUAGCUAAGAGUCUCCCGUCGGUCUUACCUGAAAAGGAGCCAAUACCUAUCGGAACCCCUGUUCUUGGAGGCCCUCGCAGAACUUCAGAUAGUCACACUGGCAAUCAUUUUUCUGUUCUUGGUUUUCCUGAAAUAUCACAGGUCGAAGCUGCCCUGAAGGCAGAAGCAAGAGCUACAACUGUUAGUCCAGCAACAAUACUAGAGGCUGCUGUAGCCAUAGACUCUACACAACUCUCAAGAACAGAGGGUUCUCAAGAGGUAUUUGGACAAAGUGCACAUGGGCAAAGGAAUGAUGCCUCAUCUCAAAACAAAGGAAGUCAAGAAGAGAACUCUGAUACCAAAGAAGGUUUGUCAAAAUCAAUGUCCAGCACAGGAGGAGAAAAUGUUCUUGCUCAGAGAAUGCUAGGAAAAGCUAUUGCAACUUUCUCAAUAUCAAGCGAAAAUAAACGUACGUUGCUGACACCUAGUGACAUGCAGAGGGAAAUACAACAAAUGGCGUUAUCUAUGGAAGUUCUACCUAUUCCAGAAAAAAACUCAGACUUUGUCUUGAUCGACCGCCUGAGAGUCCCAACUGAGCCUAAACCCAGAGUAGGACCACCACAGAUUGUGCCUCAACCAGUCAGCGUCCAGAAUCCCUCAACUCGGGUGAUCAUGGGUCUUCACACUUCUGGCAGACCUCCCACUGCUGACCGUCUCACUCAGCCCUCCAGGAACCUCGCCCCACUUGGGAUACACCUGCUCAAUCUGGUGCCUUUCAGAUCUAACAGCAAGAGCCUCAAUUCCAACGGACCAGUGCCCAAACCGAUUCGAGUGGUUGGGGCACCGAAUCUGGAGAACUUCUACAGACCAGCGACUCUUGCCCGAACGACGCCUUCGCCUUUCAGGCUGCCCAAUCCGAUCCGUGAUUACGAUUACUUCUAUAGUGAUUACGAUUAUUACGAUUACGCCAAUUACGAUACCGGCUCUCCUGCUGGGGGGCCGCAGAGCACCAAAAGGGCCAGCAAUUCGGCCAAAGAUAAUAGUGACGAGAGUGAGAAUUCUGCUGAACCUGAGGGGGUCGACAGCGACGAAAUGGAUGAAUGAGACUUGAAACGAUUCAAUUUAGAGGCUGAAAAACUCUCCGAAGGCACCGAGGCUCUGUGAGCCUAAGUUAUUUAAGUGCCUAAUGGACUCUGAAAAGUGAAGGUGGCGUACUUUAGCAUGUAAAGGAAAACUCAGGUCAUUUUCUGUCAAAUUAAAAGUAGAAAAAUUAAGUUUCCGACUCUAAAUGCAGUUCUAAGAUUCCUGGUGGGCUUCUUAAGUUCUUAUUUUUGUAUCAGAUGCAGAUCAACAAAUACACGAAUUAUCUGACGUGCAACAGUGAUGGAGGUGUUUUGGAAAAGUUUCAGAUUCUAUUCGUUGAGAAAGAAAAUAAGUUAGUUUGUAUAUUAGUCUUUUGGUAGACAAUAUUUAUUUGAAAAGUGCAAAAUGAAAAACGAAUUAUCAACCCAUAAACAGUAUGAAUUUUUUUUACAAGUCUGUGGCCAAUAUGUUUUUUUAUUUAAAAAAUUGUAAAAGAACGUAAAAGUUACUGGUUCCAUAGUAGAAUACGAUUCAUCACCUGAGUUUGACCUUAUCAGAUGCAUAUUAGUGUGAAUCACUGUUCGGGCGACGAUAAAACCUGCUAUAGGAGUUACUGUGAUUGCUUUAUGUUAAGAAAAAAGUACUGUGAUGUGUGAGCUUUGUUACAUCGGUAAGACAGAAGAGCUGGGGUGUUGAGCGACGUUUCUUGUGCACACUGUACGUUAAUUGUUUAGUUUUUCUUUACUCAUUUGUGCAGCUUUCUGCUCUAGACUGCAUGAAGCAGAAAGAGAACUUUUUCGUCCUAGAUUUUAUUCUAAAGUAGUUUCAGUACUAGGCACUUACCAUUCUUAUAUUUACUCAAUGUUAAACAUAUCUUAAUGGUAGGGCAACAUUUAAAAACAUGGAGACGCUGCCUUUAUUCAGGUAGUACAUUCACAACCCUAGCAAGGAAACUCUUUGUACAGAAAUGUUAUUUUUUUUAAUGGAAAGUAGUAUUUUACUUUUUCAAGUUACGACCUCAGACAUCUUACUGUAUCUAGUUUUGUACGAGCAAGCUGAAAUGGUCAAAAUAUUCUUCGUUGGUAAAAUGCCCUAUUGUACAUUUUUCAAAGCUCACUAAAUUCGUCUCUGCUCUGAAUUGUAAAGACCAUUCACUGGCCACUAAAUUCGUCUCUGUGCUAAUUUGUAUAGACCAUUCACUGGCAGUCUGAUGUACGAGGGAAAAAUUGCUUCACUGCAAGCUUUUCAUUUCAAAUAUGUUUCGUGCUCAGACGGGCUCAGUCAGAACUGUAGUUAACACCUGGAGAGUCGAGUCAGUCUCAAGUUCCUGCGAAUCAACCUCAGAUAUCGCGAUGGUUUCAACAUAAAGUCUCUUUUCUGAAAAGUAUCCAUUUGUAAGCCGUAAUAGAGAGCAGCGUCUCAGUUAUGUGGUUCCUUGUUGAUCAAGAUAUUUGACAUACACUAAGGUCAGUUCAUUAUGGAAGAACGGUGCAAUUUGUCUUAACGAUGUAAUGAAACGAGUUGUGAAGGGGCGGUGGGGUUUAUGUCGAAAUAGUUUAGCUAUUACUAUUGCCAAUCUCCGAUCUAGGCUGGUACUUCCCGUGGCACCAUUCCAGCCAGCCUGGAAUAUCCUGAACGCGCCAUGGAAGCCCACUGCCAAGCCGAUAGUAGUAUGGGCAGGUGACAGCAGAAUCCAUUCCAAUUUAAAAGCAAAUCAACUGAGCAACCAUAACUGUAUCUCAGUAAUUAUUUUCCAAACAAACGAAACAAAUAUGUUAGUCCUGUAUUAUCACAAGAAAAUGUUUUCAUAAGUCGUUUCAAUAUAAUAUUAUAUGUCACGAGAAUAACCUAGGUUGCAAAUAAACCUGACUAGAUACACAAUUUCAACUCUUUCUAGGUGACAUGGGAAGAAGAAAGCCUCCAAAAAGUAUCAACAAUUGUGCCAUCUAGUGGCAGAAGUACCCAGGUCUCUGUCAAGCGCGAGCGAUGAGACUAGUAACUCUGUACAUUUUUAUUUUUAUUUCAAACAAACGAAACAAAUAUGUUAGUCCUGUAUUAUCACACAAAAAUAGUCAUUUGGCGAUUGUCCACGAAAUGUUUCAAAAUUUUAUUUUUAGAUGAAAAAUCUCGAUACAGAUAGCUAAACAUAUUUCCAUAAGUCGUUUCAACAGAAUAUUAUAUGUCACGAGAAUAACCUAGGUUGCAAGUAAAGUAAACCUGACUAGACACAAUUUCAACUCUGUGAAGGUGACAUGGCGAAGAAGAAAGCCUCCAAAAAGUAUCAACAAUGAAGCCAUCUAGUGGCAGAAGUACCAAGGUCACUGUUAAACACGAGCGAUGAGACUAGUACUAGUUACAGUCACGGAUUCAGGUGAAGGUAGGUCAGUAGUCUUUUAAAACAACUCUGCUUACGGGAUUUAGACAAAAUCGUGCAUUCCGUCCGUGUGAGAACAUCUAGUGUAGCCGAUGUGAAGUGAGAUUCUUCUAGGUUGAAAAAAGAAAAAAAAAAAAACGACCGUCAAAAACUCACGUACAGUCGUUGUGAUAACGAAUUGCUGAAUGAUGUAUAUUAAUGAAAUGUUUCUUAUUAUAAUAGCUUCCGGAAAAAUACGUAACAGUUUUUUGAUAAGUGGGUAAUUCUAAAGAAGAGCUCCGAACGGAGAUAUUAAUUAAUAUUAUUUACUGAACAGUAUAGAAAAAGGUGUAGAUAAUGUAGUACAUUUGUGAUAUUUUUUUAAAAUUGACUUAAUCUGAAAAAUGUACUAUUUUUUGUUUUAUAUUUUCAUCCCAAAGGGGCUGGUACUGAACGUGGCGCCCCGCAGACCUUCCUGCCUUAUUAUCUCCGUUUUGUAGUGUCGAUAACUUGUUCCUUCUUUAAACCAGUUUAUAGAGAUGCGUCCUAAGCAAACUUUAACAAACCUAAUCUAACCUAAUCUGAGCAAGGGUACCGUAGGAAAAACAAAACUAUAUUUGCUUAUACCAUGUUUACUUUGUCGUCCUGUUUAUAACUGUGUAAUACCCAUAUAACAUAUAAUGGAAUUGACAUUAACCCAUACAGUAACUUCCCAGUUUUCUUGUUAGAUGCAGUGGUUGCUGUGAAUCCUUAGUUGAACGUUUCCGAAAUUAAAAAAAAAAAACUUUUCGUCAAAAUUUUACUGAAAACUCUUAAUGAACAAAUUUAAAUACUAUCCUAGUCGUUGUCGUUUUGAGAACCUGCAUUCCUACAAGGUACAAUAUUUAACUUGGUUGUCGUGAAGACUGUUCACCGACUUCAUGCACUAAGGAUUCAUAAAAGAUUCUGGUAGAUCUAUAGUACUAUUCCGCGGCGGCCUAGACUAUGGCAGUUACGGUUUUCUAUGCAGUUUUACCGCCUUGAACAAGAAUUUUAAGUAAUAUUUAUUCGGACGACUGUAAUUAACCCCCAGGUGCCAGUACUAAACACGGCGAAAUAUAAUGGACGCCCCAAUCCCUAGUGGAUAGCUUAUCCGCGGUUACGUUCCUUGCAGUCCGUGCGGAACUAUUCUGUAGAAUUACCCAGAGAUGAUCUUGCUCCUAAAAGAGAACGUAACAUGUUAUUGCAAACCCGACAACUUUCAACUCUCGAUAAUGGAGUAAUAUUAAAUACAACGCCGCCUUGAAUUUUUGUGGCUUUCUGGAUAAAAGUCGUUACAAGGAAAUUUAUAGCGCAAUGCCUUUAUGAGCGAUCGCCCAAGUAAUCUGCUGUUUUACCCUGCUUCUUUCUUAAAAUGUCUGUAUCUGAAUGGAAAAUAGGUCCAUUUCCAUGGUAUGUGAUAGCUGAUAUCAAUCUUGGCGUGAAGGUGGUAAAAUAAGGUCCAGAGUAUACAGGAUUAGAAACUGUAUUGCAGCACAUUCUCGUGCAGACCGAAAGUACACAUACGGACGUGUAAGUUAUAGGUAUGGUUGCUAAGUGUGAUUUUUUUUUUUUAUAUGAGACCUUUUGCCUAAAUUUAUGGAAGAUUUGUAAAUAUUUUUUUAUGGAUUUGAUGUCUUGCCUUUUAUUGUGUAUAUAAAAGAAACCCAGAUUUUCAA